AUGUCAUCAACAUUUACCGACCAAGUGCCCUCGGGUGAAGCAGUCACAGUGAGAGUUAUUGACUCGACCACCAGGAUCACCAAUUUUCCAGUAAAGCAUCUAAUGGGACCAGACUUGACUGGAUUCGAUGUAUUUCCAGAUCUGCCUACUUGGUCGUUUCUUGUCGAACACCGUUCUGGUCGCAAGCUCUUGUUCGAUCUUGGUGUUCCUACUGACUGGCGUGACCUUGCUCCCAACGUGUCAAAUAGACUGAAGAGUAAUGGGUGGGAUAUUAAUGUCGAGAAGCCAACUAUUGACAUCCUGCGCGAACAGAACAUCCUUCCUGGCGAUAUCGAGGCCAUAGUUUGGUCUCAUUGGCAUUGGGAUCAUAUAGGCAAUCCAAACACCUUUCCUACGGACACAAGGCUUAUCGUCGGCCCAGGAUUUAGGGACGAGAAAUUACCUGCCUAUCCUGCGAAUGCACAGGCGGACGUUCGCCAGUCAGAUUUCGAAGGCAGGGAACUCAUGGAAAUUGGCUUCGAUGAAGAGCAGGCCUUGACUAUUGGCCAAUUUCGAGCUUACGACUACUUUGGGGAUGGCUCUUUCUACUUGCUUGAUACUCCUGGCCACGCUGUGGGACAUCUCGCAGGCUUAGCACGAACCACGAAUAGCCCGUCCACCUUUAUUCUCAUGGGUGGUGACCUCACGCAUCAUGCAGGCGAGAUACGACCAUCACCUGGUUUACCAAUACCGUCGUCAAUACCGGUCGACGAUAUUCCGACCUUAGCUGCCAGGCUUUCGUGUGGCAGUAGUUGUCCUGGUGCGAUCUUCGAGUCCAUGCAAGAAACCCGCGGCCGCAAACCUGCAUCAACGACGCCUUUCUUCGAGCCUGCCAUGGGCAAAGACAUACCACUGGCCAUUAAAACGAUCGAGAAAACGCAGAUAGCUGAUGCGGAUGAGAACAUACUGUACAUCUUUGCGCACGACAGCAAGAUUCGAGGCGUGGUUGAUCUGUUUCCUUCAUCAGCUAACAAUUGGAAGCAGAAGGGUUGGCGACAGAAACUGCUCUGGCGCUUUCUCGAGGACUUUGAGGUUGCUGCGCAACAGCAAAAGGAGACGAUGGAAAAAGAAGGCACCAAGCUUUAG
Lithohypha guttulata is the source of this 1125-nucleotide messenger RNA. RefSeq lists its product as uncharacterized. The transcript has a single exon. Bases 1 to 1125 code for a protein of 374 amino acids. NCBI's taxonomy places the organism in Eukaryota, Fungi, Ascomycota, Eurotiomycetes, Chaetothyriales, Trichomeriaceae. The record is from RefSeq and is a predicted model, not a curated record.